Messenger RNA from Prunus dulcis (almond), 2297 nucleotides. Its product is annotated as 15-cis-phytoene desaturase, chloroplastic/chromoplastic. The transcript is spliced from 14 exons. Gene Ontology annotation, molecular function: phytoene dehydrogenase activity. Gene Ontology annotation, cellular component: chloroplast thylakoid. The coding region runs from base 193 to 1914 and encodes 573 amino acids. The record is from RefSeq and is a predicted model, not a curated record. Gene Ontology annotation, biological process: carotenoid biosynthetic process. Lineage: Eukaryota; Viridiplantae; Streptophyta; Magnoliopsida; Rosales; Rosaceae.
CGGAAACUCACCCAACAAGCUCAUGUGUUCAGCGUUCCACCCACAAACAACCACCCACCCACCCACACUUCACACAACCCGUCCUCCUCCUCCCUUUUUCUUCUCUCCCCCACUACAACUGGAGCUGAAGAUAGCUCCCUUUCUUCCCUCAGCAGCUGAGACUCCUGUUCUGUGCACAACCUGUUUGAUAAAAUGUCUCAGUGGGCUUGUGUCUCUGCUGCUAACUUGAGCUGCCAAGCUAGCAUCAUCAACACUCAAAAGCUACGAAACACUCCCAGAUGCGAUGCCUUUUCAUUUAAAGGUAGUGAGUUUAUGGCUCAAAGCUGUAGAUUUUUAAGCCCACAAGCUAUUUAUGGAAGGCCGAGGAAUGGUGCUUGCCCUUUGAAGGUGGUUUGCGUUGAUUAUCCAAGACCAGACCUUGACAAUACUGCUAAUUUCUUAGAAGCUGCAUAUUUCUCUUCCACUUUCCGAGCCUCUCCUCGUCCAGCUAAGCCGUUGAAGGUCGUGAUUGCUGGUGCAGGUUUGGCUGGUCUGGCAACUGCAAAAUAUUUGGCUGAUGCAGGUCAUAAACCUAUCUUACUGGAAGCAAGAGAUGUUCUAGGCGGAAAGGUGGCAGCAUGGAAAGAUAAGGAUGGAGACUGGUACGAAACAGGCCUACAUAUCUUCUUUGGGGCUUAUCCGAAUAUUCAGAACCUGUUUGGUGAGCUUGGUAUUGAUGAUCGAUUGCAGUGGAAGGAGCAUUCUAUGAUAUUUGCAAUGCCAAGCAAACCAGGAGAGUUCAGCCGGUUUGAUUUCCCUGAAGUUUUACCAGCACCCUUAAAUGGAAUAUGGGCCAUAUUGAAGAACAAUGAGAUGCUGACUUGGCCAGAGAAAAUCAAGUUUGCAAUUGGACUACUGCCAGCAAUUCUUGGUGGGCAGGCUUAUGUUGAAGCCCAAGAUGGCUUGAGUGUAAAAGAUUGGAUGAGGAAACAGGGCAUACCGGAUCGAGUGACUACUGAGGUGUUUAUUGCCAUGUCAAAGGCCCUGAACUUUAUUAACCCUGAUGAACUUUCAAUGCAGUGCAUAUUGAUUGCUUUGAACCGAUUCCUUCAGGAGAAACACGGUUCCAAGAUGGCUUUUUUGGAUGGUAGUCCCCCUGAGAGACUCUGUGCACCAAUUGUUGAUCAUAUCCAGUCAUUAGGCGGUGAAGUCCGAAUUAAUUCCCGCAUACAGAGAAUUGAGCUAAAUAAAGAUGGGACCGUGAAGAGUUUUGUACUAAAUAAUGGGAGCAUGAUUGAAGCAGAUGCCUAUGUAUUCGCCACUCCAGUUGAUAUCCUAAAGCUUCUAUUGCCUGAUAACUGGAAAGAGAUCCCAUAUUUCAAGAAAUUGGAGAAACUGGUUGGCGUUCCAGUUAUCAAUGUUCACAUAUGGUUUGACAGAAAGCUGAAGAACACAUAUGAUCAUCUACUUUUUAGCAGAAGUCCUCUUUUAAGUGUCUAUGCCGACAUGUCCGUAACAUGUAAGGAAUAUUACAAUCCAAACCAGUCUAUGCUGGAGUUGGUUUUUGCACCAGCAGAAGAAUGGAUAUCAUGCAGUGAUUCAGAAAUUAUUGAUGCUACACUCAAAGAACUUGCAAAACUCUUUCCUGAUGAGAUAGCUGCAGAUCAAAGCAAAGCAAAGAUUUUGAAGUACCAUGUUGUGAAAACACCAAGGUCGGUUUACAAAACUGUACCAGGUUGUGAACCUUGCCGUCCCUUGCAAAGAUCUCCCCUAGAGGGUUUCUAUUUAGCUGGUGAUUACACAAAACAAAAGUAUUUAGCCUCAAUGGAAGGUGCUGUUCUGUCAGGGAAACUUUGUGCACAAGCAAUUGUACAGGAUUACGAAUUGCUUGUUGCUCGGGGACAAACAAGGGUGGCUGAGGCAAGCGUUCGGUGACGAAAAACCUUGAAGUAGAGGCAAGCUGUGCAGUUUUUUCUGGAUGAUAAUUUAAAAAUGGGUUAGUGCUUGUAAACGAUUGGAUUACAACAAUUUAGGCACCAAUCAUCCCCUUAAGGCAAUGUAUGUGGAGACAAUUCUUUGAGCACUUUGGUGGUGCAUCUCUUAAAAAAUGGUGUUAUUCUUUGUACCCUAUCAUUGAGCGUGUACGUGUAUAUAAUCUGAUCAGAGCGUUUAUCUAUGGUCAUUCCAGCCAUUAAAUUUGGCAAAAGGAAAGAGGUAAAUCCAUCCUAGAACCAAAUGAAUAUGUAUUUUUGUUUUCCAAAUGUUACUCUACAAUUUAAGAAUUAUAUUAUACUUGAUUGCUCGGGAUUAACAGAAAA